Doryrhamphus excisus (bluestripe pipefish) is the source of this 4514-nucleotide messenger RNA. RefSeq names its product family with sequence similarity 171 member A1 (gene fam171a1). Gene Ontology annotation, biological process: stress fiber assembly; regulation of cell shape. Gene Ontology annotation, cellular component: plasma membrane. The record is from RefSeq and is a predicted model, not a curated record. NCBI's taxonomy places the organism in Eukaryota, Metazoa, Chordata, Actinopteri, Syngnathiformes, Syngnathidae.
AAGCAAUAUAAUACAGCAUGUAUCGCCCAUCUCCAGAGGCGACUACAAAGCAGUACAACGUUUAACCGACAGGAGACGCCAGAGUUCCGUCAAUGUCACCGACGCUUCGCCCUGGAUGAAGCCGCCUGUUGGUGCUGUUUUCGGGCAUGUGGCUUUGAGGCUUGCUCUCCUCUGACCCUGACUCGUCCAUGGAAAAAAAAGGCAAAGAAAAGGGGGGCUGGGUGAUGCGCCACGGAGGAAAAGACAAGGCUUUCAUUUGAAAAUGCUGAUGUCGCUAAACAUGGAGAGUCGCCGCCUUUACGGACUAAGUGUGGUCGCUUAUUGACUUUGUGAAAGCAAAAGAUUGCGCUGCUGUUUGGUGCCUUUUUUUGGACGUUGAUACUCCCCAUCUGCAAUGAUGCGGGCUGUGGAAGGGAGCAGGACCGCCGUGCUUCUAGUCGCGCUUAUUGGACUUCUAGUUCCAGAAGGAGCCGGUAAAACACCGAGGGAACAUACAGCCACGGAAGAAGUGACUCUGAAGGUCCACCUGAGCGAUGCCAGCACUCGCCAGCCUAUGGUGGGAGCAUCCAUACAGCUCUUUGCAAACCACACUUUGGUAACCACGGAAACCUCACUGGCCGACGGCAACGCCUACCUACGCUUCCCAUACCGCCUGGGGACCCUGUUGGUCGUUACUGCAACCAAACGCGGUUACGUGCCAAACUCCGUGCCCUGGAGACCCUCCCGACUACCUGUCUUUUCCUCUAUCAGCCUGAGUCUUCUACCCGAGAGAGCCGCCACUCUGACGGUGUACGAAGAUGCUGUGGAGAUUGUUUCCGAUUUCCAAGGUUUUAGGCACCAGCCCAGUGUUCAUUUCCAGCGCAGAGCCUUGAGUCUUCCUUCCAACACGUCCUACUCCAACCUGACCGCUCUGCUCAGCGUGGCCGACUCGCCCUCGCUCAUCCAGCUCAUCCAGCACUUUCCCUACCUGCUGGUCCCUGGCGGCAAUGGCACAGGGUCUGAGAAGCCGUCGGCGUUGACUCCAGUGGCCGCCGUCUCCGUCCACCUAUUGGCCAGCGACGGAGCGGAGCUGCAGGUGAAUGAACCAAUCACCGUGUCCAUCCCACUGCCUGCGGACAGCGGCCUGAAGGAAAAUGAUCACGUCCCCGCGUGGAGAUUUGACCCGCGGUUGGGUGGCUGGAUAAAGAGCAGUUUGGGUCACUUGCGAAAAGUAGACGACCAACUCAUCCUGACCUACAUUGCUCCCCAGCUGGGAUACUGGGUGGCCGCCAUGUACCCACCCCACUCAGGUCCUCUGGUUGACAAAGACAUCAGCAUGUACCACACCAUGUUUCUACUGGCCAUCCUUGGAGGCAUGGCCCUCAUCCUGCUGUGCCUGCUCUGCGUCCUUCUGUACCACUGCAGGCGUCGUUGUUUGAAGCCCAGGGGCUCUCACCGCAAGCUCAUGCUGGCGUCUGGUCUGGACAGCAGCAAGAGGGACCAAGCCACCUCCAUGUCUCACCUCAACCUCAUCAACAACGAGGUGCAUCUGGAGCUGGUUUCCACGGGAACGGAGCCUGACAUGACCACGCCGAUGCUGAAGCCUUCCUCCUUGGAGCGUGGAGACAAUCGCCACCCGCAUAGCCUGAUCCAGCACAGCAAACACAGCCGCUCGUCCCUGGGCAACAGCCACCAAGGCUCCUCUCUGGGCAACCUGACGCCCCGCAGCCGGGACUACAGGCAGUCUGUGGAGACGGUCCAGCUGAAGUCCGCCCUCUCCUGCGCCACGGACCGAGGCUACCGUCAGUCGUACGCCUCCGUCUGCUCGUCCAGUAACAACAUACCCGAUGGACUGUCGGCCGCAAACCACGGCUUGCUGUCCGAACAUCAACUGAGCGGCGUCGUCUCGCCUUCCUCGCCCCCUCACUCCCCCAGCAGAGGCGAAGGAGGUGAGUGCCGAGCUCCCGACUACCUUCUGUCCCGGUCUGUGGACCACCUAGAGCGCCCCCCCUCGCUCUCCAGACCGGGACAGCUGCUCUGCUGCGCCUCGGUGGACCUGCUGAGCAGCAGCGAAACCUACCCGAGGGUGCGCCCCACCCUGGUCAUCCCCGCUCAUUACAUGCGCUUGCCCGGGGAGCACCCCCUGUCGGGUCAGGCCCUCCUGCUGCAAACGGACCAGCAGAGCGACCUGGAAACCAUCCAGGCCGAGCUUAACGCCUCGCAGCCAGCGCAGCCUCAGAGACAAACCCCGAAAGACUGCAUCCCAGGUCCUUCCGAGCGGGGCGGCGGGGAGAAGCUGGUGGAAGCGCUGUCCAUCCCGGCGGCGCUCGGCGAAACGGCUCUGGUGGAAAUAAACAGCGAGGACACUCUCUUGGCUGAAAAGACUUUAAUGGCGCUCCGAGGCGGGAAGCCUCUGCCUCACCCGCGGGCCUGGUUCGUCUCCUUAGACGGCCGCUCCAACGCUCACAUACGCCACUCCUACAUCGACCUUCAGCGGGCGGGUUGCCACGGUAACGCGGCAGGCGGCGGCGGCGGUCAGCAGGGGAGCGGACGGAGACACGGCAGCAGCAACGACGCCAGUCUGGACUCCGGCGUGGACCUGAAUGAGCCACGAGCGGGUCGCCGGGGCAGAGACGUGGAACCAGAGGAGCGAGGAGACGAAAGGGAGGGGUCAAAGGGCACCGUGCCAACGACGGCUUUCACGCAGCUCGUGUACGUGGAUGAUGUGGAGGCGGCGGGCAGCAAGGAGACCCUCAAGUACGACUCCCGGGACAGCAAAUUGGGGUCGGUGCAGUCCGUCACGGGAGACGCAGACGCCGCACAAAUACACAAGGAAUCUCCUUCGCCAUCCUCAUCAUCACACGCGUCUUCUCCUCGUCCUCUGUCCCCUCAUCAUGACGUCGCUCUCGGGAACACGCUGCUGUCCGCCUCCCCGGAAGACGACGCUGCAACCGAGGACGGGGAAGAGGAGAAGAAGAGCCCCUGGCAGAGGCGAGAGGAGCGACCCCUGCUGGCCUUCAACCUGAAAUGAAUCCUCCUGGAUUUCACCAUUGGUUCUUCCUACAAAAGCACUGACUUCAGCACUGGGUCCCCCAAACAAAGGGACCACCAAGGGAUCUUUUACAAACUUUUGGGUCCAUUUUUUUUAUGAAACGACCACUAACAUGUUUCCUGGAGGACUUUUUUUUUUUAUAUAUAUACUGUAUAUGCAAAACAACAAUAUGCCUUUUUAGGAGCUGUCGUCCAUGCAAAAGAUGGCCGAUUGUCACAAAGGAUGGACUACAGAAAUCCUUUUCCUUAAGCCAUAUUGGCCUCCAUGACUUUAACCUCCAUUUUUGCCUCACAGGUAGCGUCGUCUUCUGAUUCCAAGCCCACUCCCACGCAACAAGUCGCCUUUAGCACACGUACGUGAUGUCCUUUGGGAGGCUUUCUUAUGUGGCUUGGACUCGCAGGUGACAUUCCAAAAUGUAAUCCCAGCAAAUACAUUAUGUGUACAGUUAUGUUUUUUUUCCAUAUACGUAUAUAUGUUCCUAGUAUCAUUUUGUUUUCAUUAAAAAAAAAAAUAUCUGGGUGUCAUUGAUGGAGCCUGAGAGAGUUAGAGAAUCAAUGGAGCCUGUCCGGUCUGAGGGAUGUUUUUUUUUACAUGAAGAAAAUGACAAAAACCACUACGUGUGCACGGCAAGGAUGGAAUACCACUAUUAGUGAAGUCCCAAGUAACGAUACUGUCGAGUAAAUACUAUGAAGGGUUUUUUUUGUUGUUUGUUUGUUUGUUUGUUGAAGGAGUUGAAUCACUGAUGGUUUGUUUGCUGUAAAGGCUAUGCAUCACUUUUUUAUACACCCGCUUGAGAUGCCUUUUUGUGUCAUUUUUACUGAUUUUAAUUGCCAACGUGAAGUAUUUUAACCCGAUGAGUCUCUAAAUAUAUGUCUAAAUAUAUGUUAAGGGCUUUUCUUCAUCACUUGCCUUUUUUAUGUACUUUUACUUUAUUACCUGAAACCAAACUGUUUUGCUUGCAGUAUUUUCCCCCUCCUCCCCAAGUGCCUUUUUCUUAAGAUACAGAUUUUCCAGAUAUGAUCACCGUUUAUUUAUUUCUCACCCUAUUUUGCCUUCAUCUUUUCUGCUCUACCUCCGUACCUUUUCCCGCCAGUGACUGAAGGUAUGCAGAAAAAUGCAGUUACACUCCUCCAUAAUGCACACUCCUAUUCAGGUGGUUUGCACUGCAGCAGGGAAAUUGAUCAAUCAAAUCCAGCGUUGCUUUUUAAUUUUUUUUUUACGUUUUUCUGAGUCAUGAUGCAUGUUUUUUUUUUUUUUUUAAUGGCAUACUAUGCUCAUGUGAGAGAGUCGGACAAUAAUCAGUACCACUCUGAUUCAUAUAGUCAUAGCAAUCACAUUAAACCUUUUUAUUAUCAUUCCUUUCCUCCUUUUUGAGUCAAAAUAAUGCAAGUCCGCAUUCUGCCUCGGCACUUCUCUCUAGCCUGAUCUCGAGUGUGUAAAUUGGUCGUUUGCAUUCUAUAUUUCAUUUCAUUAUUCUGAAUAA